AUGUCGGGUUCAGUAAGAGACUCAAGCAACUCAGGAGGAGCCACGGCAGCGGCAGUGGCGGAGAAGAAUGGGACCUUGAGUUCGAUAUCAGCACCAGUCGCAGAGAUACUCGGAGAAGAAUCCAGGACAAUUGACCCAGAGGUGGAGAGACGCGUUGUGAGGAAAAUUGAUCUUUUCCUGAUGCCAGCGAUGAUGUUUGGAUACGGACUCGUUUAUUACGACAAGGCCAUUCUUGGGAGCGCCGCUCUUUUUGGGAUGACCAAAGAUCUACAUCUUGCGGUUGUGGACCAUUCGACUACACCCCUGACGACCAACACCUCUCGACUCAGCUGGGCGACGUCUAUAUUCUACUUCGGUCAGCUCGCUGGAUCUUACCCUAUGACAUACUUGUUGCAGCGAUUCCGCGCAAACUACGUUCUUGGUCCCGCCGUAAUGCUUUGGGCUGUCAUUUGCGCCUCAACCGCCGGUGUGACCGACUGGAAAGGUCUUCUGGCGCAACGGUUCUUCCUAGGCUUCACCGAGGCCAUUGUUCCUACCGCGUUCAUGAUAACCGUAAGUGGCUAUUACACACAGUCCGAGCAGGCUUUACGACAAACAUGGUGGUUCUCCGGCACGGGCUGGUUCACAAUCAUAGGCGGUGCUAUGAACUACGGUUUUGCCCAGAUCAAGGGUGGAUCACUCACCCCGUGGCAGUAUAUUUAUGUGUUAGCUGGUGGCAUGACGUUCUUAUUCGGUAUAUGGUGUUUCGCACUGCCAAACUCGCCUCUAAAUGCGUGGUUUCUAACACCUGAAGAGCGUAUAAUAGCGGUGGAGCGCUUGCGCGCCGGACAGACAGGUGUGAGAAAUCAGGAGAUCAAGUGGUCUCAGAUCAAGGAGGGCGCUCUAGAUGUCAAGGUCUGGCUCGUGGCGUUGACGAUGGCUGCUGGAUAUACAGUCAAUGGCGCGGUCUCUGGGUUUGGACCUCUCAUCGUAUCAACAUUCGGAUAUACUGCUUUACAGAGCAUUCUGUUUCAGUUCCCGCUCGGUGCUAUCUGCGCGGUUGGAAUACCAUUGACUGGAUGGCUAUGCUCGCGAUACCGAAACAUUCGCAUUCCACUCUUACUCGCUUGCUGUCUUCCAGUCAUCGCAGGCUUUUCCAUUAUCUGGAAGUCCAAAUGGGGUCAUCAACCUGUGGCGCCUGUAGUAGGCUACUCCAUUAUAGGGUUCUUUGGACCGGUUGUUGGCUUGACUGUCACUCUUGGUGCUGCAAACGUGGCAGGCGAGACGAAGAAGAGUUUUAUGGCGUCUGCUGUGUUCGUCGCAUACUGCGUUGGAAAUAUCGUUGGGCCGCAACUUGUCCGCAGUCAAUCGAAAGCAAAGCACUAUCCAGAAUUGUGGACUGGCUUAAUCAUAUGUUAUUGCAUUACUAUCUUAUCGGCCUCUGCACUGUAUACCGUCUUAUACAGGGAGAACAAGCGCAGAGAUCAACUUGGCUUGGACAAGGACGAGGGCGCUCGGCUUGCCUUCAAGGAUCUGACUGACAAGGAAAAUCUGCAUUUCAGAUAUGCUCUGUAAUGGAUACAGCGGCAAGAAUGCCGGUCGGCAUCUGUCGGGAAAGACCCUGCAAGAUUGUCAGACCUGGUACCUAUGGCGGAGCCAGAUCCAUUCGUGGCUGAUUGGAGAAGUAGUGGAAGUAGUAGUACGUGGUGGUAAAUAGGUCGUUAUCGGAAGGAGCGUUUAGCUUCAUGCGGCUGACAACCCUAUUGAAUAAUAUCACCCGUUCCUGACUCGCUCCUGACUCGCAGAGAGUGGAUACCUCAUGCAAGUCUCCGCAUUGCGUGAUUCUGGCUUGGGCCAUAUGUUGUUAUUUGAUGUACCAGAAUAAAGAAUUAGAAGCUAGGGUGUGGGUGUGGGUGAUACCACGUGCAUAUCAGUACCGUGGUACUAGUAGCGACAUGAGUA
Cucurbitaria berberidis CBS 394.84 is the source of this 1941-nucleotide messenger RNA. Its product is annotated as putative MFS transporter. Gene Ontology annotation, molecular function: transmembrane transporter activity. NCBI's taxonomy places the organism in Eukaryota, Fungi, Ascomycota, Dothideomycetes, Pleosporales, Cucurbitariaceae. Gene Ontology annotation, biological process: transmembrane transport. The transcript is spliced from 5 exons. Gene Ontology annotation, cellular component: membrane. Bases 1 to 1554 code for a protein of 517 amino acids. The record is from RefSeq and is a predicted model, not a curated record.